AUGGUAAAAGUAAUGGAGGGGUCAGGAGUCUUUUGGUACCCUCACCAGCGAGCAUACUGCUCAGCAUUCAAGUCGUGGCCAGCAUAUAUCAAUGCUGCCAUCGAUAUAUUCUUCAACAAAGAAACACUUGCUGUUUCAAAUGCAAGAGGAAAUGAAAGAAAAACCAAGAAUGGUGACAUCAACAAGUCAUUGACUCCAAUGAUCAUUGAUGCCCUCAUUGGUAAGUUAAUAUGCUCUGUUUCAGUUUUAUUCAGAAAACCAUUAGGUUCCCAAAAUAACAUUCCCCAAAACCAGUGAUUUAAUUUGGCUGUUGUUAAGCUUGGGUUAGGUUUCUUAAUCCUAAAGUAACAUACAACUACACGGGUCAUUAGUAUCAGAACUCUAAGGAAUACUUUAUAUUAAAAAUAAAACAAAAUUAAUGACAUCUAUUAAGUUCAUUAUCAGAACUUAAAAUGGUGUAUGUCUUAUUUUAUUGAACACUUUACCAAUGGGUUAUUCCAGAAAAAAUCCACACACCCCCGACGGAUGGGGUCCUUUUUUAACCCCCCCUCUCACCUGGAUUUCCUGAAGCACAAGACCCCCCCCUCCCAACUGGAUUUCCAAGGUGGAAGACCCCCCCCCCGCCUGGUUUCCGGGAAAAAAUAAAAGGCUUAAAUUUAAUUUAUUUUUAAUGGAAAAUACACGCAAACACGCCUAAAUGUUUUUGUUUUAAUUUCUAAAGCUUCAGCUUAUAUUAAACUACUGAAUUCUAUCGCGUGGAACUGAAAACGAAAGGAGCAAAAAAAAAAAAAUGCGAAUCGACACCUGAACGAGUGUUUACAUAAUUUCUUAGCUUAUAAAAUCACUCUUGGCGGGGCUCUGGGUACGAGUAGAAAUGUGUCAGGCGUUUGACGCUCUUCGUGACAACAACGUUAUGCGGAGUUCCUUCAGGCCCGUUCUUUAGUAUCUUUUUUGCCUUUUCUGCUAUAAAAGGACCUGUAAAGCAACUUAGAUUAUCAUUUAUGUCAGGUGAGAAAUAUAUGAACAAAACAUUUUGACUAUUUUCAGGGUCUGAAAGCGCUUAAGUGUCAUCGAACUAAACGUUUGAUUUGUAUCAACUAUCGGUCGAAAUGACCCCUACAGAAGACUUUUUAAAGGUCAACCCCCCCUCCUGCCUGGAUUUCCGGAGUCUUCGACCCCCCCUCCCGCGAGAAUUUCCAGAAUCCCAUCCGUCGGGGGGGUGUGGAUUUUUUCUGGAACAACCCAAUAUAUAAAAACUGGCUCACAACAUUAACAUGACUUUAAACUAAUAAAUUUUCAAUUUUUUUUUCAGGAAAAGUUUGUUCAAAGUUUGCCAAGGACUCUCCUGUUCCGAGUCAAAUUAUUCAGAAAAUAAAUAUGAAAUGCGUGGAGGCGAGGCGGCCACAAAGAAUAAGAGUUCCACUUACAACAAAAGAAAAAAACAGUUCUGAUGUGCCAGUUUGA
This is a messenger RNA of Porites lobata, 1464 nucleotides long. NCBI's taxonomy places the organism in Eukaryota, Metazoa, Cnidaria, Anthozoa, Scleractinia, Poritidae. The record is from the annotation of a GenBank genome assembly.